Messenger RNA from Onychomys torridus (southern grasshopper mouse), 1132 nucleotides. It is a transcript of the gene Asb12, whose product is annotated as ankyrin repeat and SOCS box containing 12. Gene Ontology annotation, biological process: regulation of barbed-end actin filament capping; intracellular signal transduction. Bases 77 to 1003 code for a protein of 308 amino acids. The transcript is spliced from 3 exons. Gene Ontology annotation, molecular function: protein binding. Lineage: Eukaryota; Metazoa; Chordata; Mammalia; Rodentia; Cricetidae. The record is from RefSeq and is a predicted model, not a curated record. Gene Ontology annotation, cellular component: cytoplasm; nucleus.
AUCAUUCAUCUAGAUCCAUUUCACAGGAUAUCCAGCAAAUUUAAGAAUGAAAAUAGCGCUAUUCCAAUAAGCCAGAAUGAACCUCAUGGACAUCGCCAAGAUCUUCUCUCUUCUGCAGCCUGAAAAGGAGGAGGAGGAUAAUAACACAGAAGAGAAGCAGGCUCUCAAUCAAGCUGUAUAUGACAAUGACUCCUGUACCCUGGACCGCCUUCUACAACAGGAGCGCUAUAAAAGAUUCAUCAACAGCAGGAGUGGAUGGGGAAUACCUGGAACACCCUUGCGUUUGGCAGCUUCCUAUGGCCACUUGAAUUGUGUGAAGGUUCUACUGGAACAUGGUGCUGAUGUUGAUAGCUUGGAUGUCAAAGCACAAACACCACUUUUCACUGCUGUCAGUCAUGGUCAUCUGGAAUGUGUGCGCAUGCUUCUAGAAGCUGGUGCCUGUCCUAGUGGAAGCAUCUACAACAAUUGCUCUCCUGUUCUCACUGCCUCACGUGAUGGUGCUGUUGCCAUCUUACAGGAGCUCCUAGGGCAUGGUGCAGAGGCCAAUGUCAAAGCUAAGCUUCCAGUCUGGGCAUCAAACAUAGCUUCAUGUUCGGGCCCCCUCUAUUUGGCUGCAGUCUAUGGUCACCUUGACUGCUUCCGCCUGCUUUUGCUCUAUGGGGCAGAUCCCAAUUACAACUGCACCGACCAGAGCCUCAUAGGUCGUGUUCCGCAGCCCCGCACUCUCCUUGAAAUAUGCCUUCAUCAUAAUUGUGAGCCAGAGUACAUCCAGCUUUUAAUAGAUUUUGGAGCUAACAUCUACCUUCCAUCUCUCCCCUUGGAUCUGACCUCACAAAAUAAUAAAGGCAUCAAGUUGCUGCAACAAGCCAGAGCCACUCCACGGUCCCUGCUGUCUCAGGCUCGUUUGGUUAUCCGCAGAUCGCUGAUCCAGGCCAAGCAGCCACAAGCCGUCGACCAGCUGGAUAUCCCCCCUGUGUUGAUGAACUACCUCAAACAUCAGUGAUAAGCUUUCAACCUUCCAAGGAACCCAUAAUACCUCCCAAAACUACCUGCUAAAACAGGUAGCUUGAGGAUAAUAGACCUCAUGACUUUUCUGGUGUAGUAUCCUCCAUAAUAAAGCCCUCAGCAAAGU